Sipha flava (yellow sugarcane aphid) is the source of this 1581-nucleotide messenger RNA. Its product is annotated as amino acid transporter AVT1D-like. The coding region runs from base 166 to 1476 and encodes 436 amino acids. Lineage: Eukaryota; Metazoa; Arthropoda; Insecta; Hemiptera; Aphididae. The transcript has 8 exons. The record is from RefSeq and is a predicted model, not a curated record.
GGUUUCCGGAGGGCUUCACGUGCAACGAUUGUGUAACUUGGAUAUAGUGUAUCACGAGCUUGUCCAGUGUAGUGUGAUGGCUAGCUCCUCAUUGUAAGUGUAACUUAUUACUGAUUUCGCCAUAAUGGUCCGAGCGUCGGUUUGAAAACAUUUCCGAAAAAAAAAAUGAUCGCGGACCCCGGUGGUCUAACGGUGCCGUUUGCAAUCUUGUGCAUUGUUGAUCUGUUCGGUAUCUAUCCGAUAAUCGUUCUGCCGGGACCUAUAAUAAAAUGCGGAUGGUUGGGAAUACCGUUGGCUGUCUGCGUGUUUGCGGUCCAGGUGUACACGGCCGUUUUGCUGGGAAAAUGUUGGAUCAUGGCCGAAGAAAUCGAACCGAACAUCGUGAAAAAAAACCGGUAUCCGUACGCUGCUUUAGCUGAGCUCAUUUUCGGAGGUAAAGCCAAAUGUAUCGUCACCGUUAUGUUGGACGUGGCCGUGUUCGGUGCGUGUAUUCCAAAUCUUCUGAUCGCGGCUUACAAUAUUCACACACUCGGAUUAACAUUUUCGAACGACCGUGUUAACGUGUCCCCAUGCGUGUGGCUGAUUGUUAUUGGAAUAGUGUUGUGUCCACCUCUUUGGCUUGGAAGUCCGAAAGAUAUGAAAUGGAUCGCGCUGAGCUCCGUAUUUUUCGUGGGCUCAGUAAGUGUGUUGACGUGGAUAACGAUGUUUGAUACACCGCGUGAAGUCGACGCGUUCCUACCCGAAACUUCGUGGGACAGUAUCGCUCUUGCUUACGGGAUAUUGGCGUUUCAGUUUGACGUGCAUCCGCUUGUGCUUACCGUGCAGAUGGACAUGGUCGACAAACGAAGAUUGCCACUGGUGAUCAUCUGCGCAUUCUCGAUAACGUGUGGCUUGUUUUUAAUCACCACCGUCAUUGGCUACUGGCGAUUCGGACCGUUACUGAGCUCGAAUCUACUCAACGAUCUGUCCAGUAGCCGUUACUUAAGCGCCAACAUAAGUCUGGUCACGGUUCAGAUAUGUCUAUCGACGUCGGUCAGCACCACGGCGUUGUUCCAGCACAUCGAACAUUUUCUCGGGAUACCCAGAGAAUUCGGUUGGAGGAGGUGCGCGCUCAGGUCGGCCGUCGUCGCGUUGGCGGUGGCCGUCGGCGAGGCCGUGCCCAGAUUCGACCUGCUGAUGGGCCUGAUCGGGGCGCUGCUGACGGGCCCGUUGAUGUUCCUGUUGCCGCCGUUGUUCUACGUGAAAAUGCGAUCGUUGCGCCGGUCGAAAGUCAAAACGUCCGCGGCCGCGUGCUACCGCACGUUUCCGAACGCCGGACCGGCCCCCCCGGUGGUCGGCUUCAAGCGGUUGGUGUUACUGCUGGUCAUAGUAUCCGGCGGAACGUUAGCCACCGUCUUGACCACGGUGUCCACGGUCCGGGACACGGUGGUCUACGCCCGGUUCACGCCUUCGUGCGUGAUGCAGUUGUUCGAAUGACUCUCGGGACCGGUGUACUCGGUGCGUUCCGCAGGCCCCGGCCUAAUGGGGCCCUUUGAAAAAUGUGUAGAAAGCAAAAUAAUAAAACAGUUUUGUUAUAAUCGA